This is a messenger RNA of Exophiala oligosperma, 3129 nucleotides long. RefSeq lists its product as uncharacterized. Lineage: Eukaryota; Fungi; Ascomycota; Eurotiomycetes; Chaetothyriales; Herpotrichiellaceae. Gene Ontology annotation, biological process: fungal-type cell wall organization; GPI anchor biosynthetic process. The record is from RefSeq and is a predicted model, not a curated record. Gene Ontology annotation, cellular component: endoplasmic reticulum. Bases 144 to 2996 code for a protein of 950 amino acids. The transcript has 6 exons.
CCUCGAUUACAUUUCAGAGCGCAGCUUUCAUUCUGGAUUAUUUUGUUCGUCCUCCGUACCCUUUUGUCACUCAUUAAUCUUCUUUUUUUUGUCCGUUUCUACAGCUUAUGCGGCUUCUUCAUAUCGCCUGCUAGUGCUUCACAAUGGCGUCCAAGAAGGAGGGCGAUGUGGUUUUUUCGUUCAAUGGAAAAUACGUCUCUUGGGCACACACUGUUGUCGCAUAUGCCGCCUUCAUCGGGGCCUUUAUAGUCGGUGUUUCGCUCCACUACCAUAAAAUCGUGCAGAACGAGCACUAUGGCUACCCCGACGAAUGGUUUCCCUCUGUCUCUUCUACCAUCGGCGACCGAUACCCCGAACGGUCUGUUUUUAUGGUCUUCAUCGCCAUCACCUCCGGACCACGCUUUGCUUUGGUUGGACUGUGGUACAUGCUCACCAGGAGGCCGAAUACAAGCUUGCCUGGGAUCAUAGCAGCAACCGGCUUGUUCAGAACGUUGACAUGUGGAGGUUGGACAUAUGUGACAUCCACGGAUGACCACGAUUGGCAUGAUAUCUUCAUGAUAUCCUACCUAGUUGCGACACUUCCAUGGACACUAGGCUGCCUUGCAUUGAGCCCUCCAAAUCCUACUGCGAUCAGAUAUCGAAAAAUCCUUGCCAGCCUUUUCUUUGGAACGCUGGUGCCACUUGUAUACUGGUUUAUUCAGCACAAGGUCCAUAAAAGGGCUGGUGCAUACACCAUCUAUUCGUUUUUUGAGUGGUCACUUAUUCUGUUUGACGUCGCCUUUGACGCAGUGACUGCGAUCGAUUUUCAGACAUUUGAGCUUGUGGUAAGAGACGUCAAGGGUCUUAGCAGAGGUGAUGCGAAACUUUUGAAAGAGUCUGUGAAGGAGAAAGAUCACGACAAUUCGCUCAUUCAGACAUCCACCUUUGAAGGUCCCUACUACUGGCCUGCUAUACUCGACGCACUAGCCGAAAUUCUCCACGGAUACUUUUUCUGGUCCAUCCUAACCUCACUGGGAGUUCUUGUGUGGUAUUUUCCACUCUGGCAUAUGGGAAUCUCUGGUUACGAAGUCAUGGUCAUGUCUACCAUCUCCCCGUUAACACUCGGAAUUCCGUUCAUUAGAUCUCUCUGCAUCAAAUACAACCGCUGGAUCCACAUGUCGACCAUGGCAGGGCUUCUGGCUUGGCUUGUGAAGGACCCUGCGAAUCGAUUGUUCACCGUUGGCUUCGCUGUGUGGAUGGGUUGUCUUGGAUGGUCGGCGGAAUGGUAUGCUGAGAGACGCAAUUCCGCACGCCUUCAAAGAAGAAUUCUUGCUUGGAGUAUCGGAUUGAUUCUGUCCAGCAUCUCCAAAUUCGCCAACCACACCAACAACCCAGUUUGGCCUAUCCUCCAUGCAGGCAUCGGGGGCUGGAACAAGACGGCCUUGGUAGUAGCCCUCUUUGCGAUCUGGAGGUCAACGCGACCAGCCACAACCGGUGGAGGCGACUACGUCCCACAUAAUGCUAAGAAAGGGUCGAGUUUACUGGCAGGACUCGGAUUUGGAGGACUCAUGUUUGCCACGCACUCUUUGCUUUCAGAUUCCAGCACCAUGAUCCUAUGGGUCUGGGAAGGCUAUCCUGUAAGAGGACCACUGGCAGCGCCUCAUGGUGCUGUCACCUUGAUCUGCAUGAGCGCUGGUUUGUUCUUGGGUAUUGCGCUUCCUGGUUUCUUUGGGUCGUGGACUGCCUUCGGACUCGGCGCUGUUGGGGCGGCCUUGCUCACCCUCUACAGCAACUGGACUGGAUACUACGGCGGGCUUCUCUUGGCUUUCUACAUCAUGGGAGUUGCUCCAGUCAUUAUAUCGUCAGCUGUCCAACAUAACCCUGCCUCCACAUUCGGCUUCGGCUUCUUUUGCUACAAUAUCAUGGUCCUCUUCCAUGUGUGGGUGGUUGCUUAUGCCUUCGUGCCCGGUGGGCCACUUGUGAGGGAACACACCGAUUGGGUGAUGAUCACCACUAUGCUUAUGAUCGGCGCGGGCGUCUUUUCGGCGCUGAUCACCAAUUCAACGCAUAAACAGAAGUCUACGUCAAGUCCUCGAGGACGCAAGCAAUCGGCUUACUUCCUCCACAUUCUGCUCGCUCUGCAGCUUUUGACUGGCUCAAUUGCUUACCUGCGUUUCCCUACCAAUGACUACGUUCCUUAUCAUAAAGACGAGAAGUUGAUCACUGCUGGUAUCUGGACCAUUCACUUUUCACUUGACAAUGAUAUGUGGUCAUCUGAGCGGAGGAUGCGUGAUGCCAUUAAAGAGUUGGAGCUUGAUGUGGUUGGUUUGCUAGAGUCGGACCUGCAACGCAUCAUCAUGGGCAAUCGAGAUACCACUCAAUACCUGGCGGAGGAUCUUGGUAUGUACGUUGAUUAUGGUCCGGGACCUAACAAGCACACAUGGGGAUCAGCACUACUCUCGAAGUUUCCAAUUGUCAAUUCUACACACCAUCUCCUACCAUCUCCAGUAGGCGAGCUUGCACCCGCAAUUGAGGCUACGUUGGAUGUGUACGGCACCAUGGUCGAUGUCUUCGUCUUCCACUCCGGACAGGAAGAAGACCCUGAAGAUCGUCGCCUGCAGUCAGAGUAUCUUGCGAAGGCUAUGAAGGCGAGCCCUCGACCGGCAAUCCUGCUCAGCUACCUUGUGGUCAAGCCGACGGAGGGCAACUACAACACAUAUGUGGGCGAGAAGAGCGGUAUGCACGACAUUGAUGUGAGCGAUUGGGAUCGAUGGUGCGAAUAUAUCUUGUAUAAGGAUAUAAAGAGAGUUGGAUAUGCUCGUGUCAGCCGGGGUACUAUCACAGACACGGAGAUCCAGGUGGGCAAAUUUGUGGUGGGAGAGCCGGCCUCGUAUUCCAAUGACAGGAUUUCUGAAGACCAAGUUCCACCUGGACGAAGAUUCCCUGCACUGUUCCGUGGAGAAGGGGUGCGCGGUCAUCGUUACCAUGUUUUUGAUGAGCCGUGGUAUUAUGCAUAAAAAAAAGGGAAAUGAGAGGGUGCUUCCGGGAGGGCGAUGGGAGUUGCUGUCCCGCUAUGAGAACUUGUGCAAGCAGACAAUGAAAUAGAACAACAAAGGAGUAACAACACGUGACUCUGUGCUUCGUAAUUCG